CGCUGGACAACAAUGGAAACAUGGCAGCGCUGCGCAAAUGAAUGAAAAAUAAACACGAAAUGUGCGUAGUUUUCCCGGUGCUGUUGUUGUGAGGAGAUGUGCGUUUGUUUAGACUAAAACUGCGAAAUGGAGAACGAGAUUUUGGACUCGCUGGAGCAGAUCGGGUACUCGGGCCCUCUGCUGAAGGAGGGGGCUCUGCUGGGGGCCGCAGACGCCGGCCUGUCCUCCUCUGAGCUGCUGGAGCUCUGGGUGUGGCUCAGCUCCAGGCUCCAGGAGCAGUGUGGGCUGGAGGAGAGCAUCACCGCAGGGCACACGGAGGAGGAGAGCCUGCGUCUGGAGCUGAGGGGGCUGCUGAAGGAGCUGCACUGCCCGUUUGAGGAGCUCCUCUCUAGGCUUCUGAACGGGACCACGAAGCCCCGGGACGUCCUGCAGUGUGUGUUGUUUUUGUGCUCGGAGCUGCAGGCGGCUCAGAUCCUCAGCUCCAGAGGCUCCGCCCACAAACGCUCUGGAGAACGACCUGAGUGUGAGGAGCUCAGCCGCCUCUGUGAGAGUCUGCAACUCACACCAGCACCAGGAGAGGGCGCCACAGAGAUGCUGUCUCACAUACACAACAAGGUGCAGACCAGCCUGCAGAAGCUUCCUGGAGGCAGCUGUGGAGACCCGGUGCUGAAGACGAGUCUGAACUCAGAGCAGUGGGAGAAGCUGCAGCAGGUGAACCAGGUGCUGAACUCCGAGUACCAGAGCAGGAGGAAGAUGCUCAUCAAGAGACUGGACGUCACCAUCCAGUCGUUCGGCUGGUCAGACCGAGCCAAGGUGAAGGUGGACAGCAUGGCGCGGGUGUACCAGCCCAAGAGACACUCCCUCACACUCUCCUCCUCUGUGGACUUGAGCUCUGUGCUGGCCGCCAGAGAAGAUCUGUGCCACAUAGUGAAGACAAGCAGCGGCUCGAGUCGAGAGAAAACCUGCUGCGCCGUCAAUAAGGUCUUAAUGGGCAGAGUCCCGGACCGAGGAGGACGACCCUCGGAGAUCCAAGCCCCGCCCCCGGAGAUGCCGCCCUGGCAGAAGAGACAGGACGGGGGAGGAGGAGGGGGCUGGGGCGGCCGAGGAGGAGGAGGGGGCUGGAGAGGAGGAGGAGGAGGAGGAGGAGGAGGUGGUGGUGGAGGAGGAGGAGGAGGAAGAGGAGGCUGGAACCGAGGACACGGUGGACAUGGGGGACACGGCGGGUAUGGGGGAGGGUAUGGAGGACAGGGAAGACAGGGGGGAUAUGGGGGCUACGGAGGAGGACAAGGAGGACACGGAGGGAAGAGAGGACGAUACCAGUAUUAGCCCGCUUUAUUUACUGUAUUACCAAGAGACUUAAAGGUGCACUGUGUAACAUUUAGCCUCCACUUGUCUCCAUGGUGAUGUCGUUGUUUUGACUGCGAUGGUUCUAAAAUCAUCACCAGGCCACGUUCGAGGUCAGAUGUUUUUUAAAUGUCUUUUUUAGCAACAGAAACACUUAAUCGUGCAACUUAUACUUACUGUAUUUUUAGAACUAUAAGUCACUCCGGAGUAUAAGUCACACCUGCCGAAAAAUGUGUUAUAAAAAAGGAAAAAACAUAUAUAAGUUGCACUUUUUGGGGGAAAUUUAUGUUGUAAAAUCAAGAGACCAGGAACUGACUUUUUAUGUUGAAAGUGAAGUUCUAGUAAUAACAACAGAAGAGAGAACAACAGACUGUCAACGUCACAUAUGAACAGUUCUUCAGAUAAACUAUAACAGAAACAACAGAACAAGUUUAACAAACUCUCCAUCUCACUCCAAAUCACUAAAUCCAUCCAAUUCUUCAUCCUCGGUGUCACUUCUCAACCUCUGGAGGUAAACGGAGCAUCGUUUCCUCUUCUGUGUCGCUGUCGUCAGACUCGGCAUCAGUUCCAGUUAGAAUUAUUCCGGCCUUUCUGAAUCCCGACAAGAUGGUUUCCGUCGUCUUUGUUUAAAUUAAGUUGUCAGUGGUUCAGAAGUAAUGGUGUGAUCGACUGACAUGAUACAGACAGGACAGAGGCUCUUUCUUCUGCAGCCGACGUGGACAAUAGAGCGAAAUGAUGUACAGGAGCACACAAGACUAGAGCCUCUCAAGUUUUCAGUGUGAAUAUUUUAAUAUACAAGUCGCACCGGAGUAUUAAGUUGCAGGAAACACCCAAACCAUGAAAAAAAAGUGACUUGUAUACAGUAUUUUUUGGACUAGAACUUAUACAUUCUAGGCAAAGCCAGGGAGACAAACAAAAGUUGCACAAUGCACCUUUAAUGGAUCUUUAAUUACAAACGGAGACAGUCGGGUGCAGGUGUUAUUCUGGAACGUGGCUCGUUGCCUUUUUGUCAUAGGAAAACACGAGUAGUGAAACGCAUGCUUUUUAUGUGGAAAAUACAUAAUUAUGUAGUAACAUUUGAUAUGUACAACUGUGAAAAGAUGAAAUGAGCAGUUGAACAGUGUUUUUUUUUUGUAUUGUGUAGAUCUAGUUUGUCCCAGCAGAGGGCACCAUGGACUGAAUUUCUAAAUAAACAAUGACAUUAAAGUAA
Boleophthalmus pectinirostris (great blue-spotted mudskipper) is the source of this 2554-nucleotide messenger RNA. It is a transcript of the gene tslig3b, whose product is annotated as family with sequence similarity 98 member B. The record is from RefSeq and is a predicted model, not a curated record. NCBI's taxonomy places the organism in Eukaryota, Metazoa, Chordata, Actinopteri, Gobiiformes, Gobiidae. The transcript has 8 exons. Gene Ontology annotation, cellular component: tRNA-splicing ligase complex. The coding region runs from base 127 to 1326 and encodes 399 amino acids.